Anopheles aquasalis is the source of this 3175-nucleotide messenger RNA. It is a transcript of the gene LBR, whose product is annotated as lamin B receptor. Lineage: Eukaryota; Metazoa; Arthropoda; Insecta; Diptera; Culicidae. Gene Ontology annotation, cellular component: endoplasmic reticulum membrane; nuclear inner membrane. The record is from RefSeq and is a predicted model, not a curated record. Gene Ontology annotation, molecular function: Delta14-sterol reductase activity. Gene Ontology annotation, biological process: cholesterol biosynthetic process.
GAGACGCUUGGGUUUUGAGAGUGUGGCGGCGGUUUGGAAAUUGUGUAUUUUUAGGUGUCGAACGAGUUUCUGUGAACCGUGCUCCGUGGCAAACGCUAGAUUUCCUCCGAUCUCAGUUCAGCAGUGGCCAAGAUGGAUAAUCGUCGGAAACGAACGUCCAUGAUUGUAGCGGCCCCGGCUACUACGACGAGCAGCAACAGCGGUCUGAUAAUUGCCGCAGAAGCUGCUGCACCCGCGCCUACUAACGAUCCCGUGGCGGCGGUGGAACGCAAGAGACCGGGCCGUAAACCGGGGACUGCGAGCGUACGUAAACCAUCGCCUGGUCGUAAGGCCUCACCUGCUCGGAAAGCGUCCCCGGCUCGGAAAGCGUCCCCGGCACGUAAAGCAUCUCCGGCACGCCGUGCUUCACCGGGCCGCAAACCGAAGGCAACCAUAACGGCAACGGGUGUCGCCGUUGCACCACCACCGACCGUUGUACGCAAGCCGACGGUGGUAGCGGCGGAACCGAUCGAAAAGGUAUCUCCUGAGCUCAGGGAAGAACCACCACGUCGCUCGUCACGCAUCCGUGCAUCGGAGGAUAAGUCUGAUAAAGCGCUGCUGGGCAUCAAGAGCUCUCCUCCGAUCGACAAGCGGCUUUCGGUGAUCAUCGAUGAUGCGGAAGUGAGCGGUUACCUAGCCGGUAAGGGGUCACCGCGCAAGAGCGCCACUCCGAACACUAGCCAGCGAUCGAACGCGACCCCCACGACGACGGAACGCUCGCAGAUGUCCCGUUCGAUGAGUGCCCUGCAGGAGUACUCCGACAACGAGGACGAAAAUGACUUCCAGAGCUUCCGACGAACUGAGGCGGACAACAAUGGGCUCAGCAUGCGUACUACCGGAAUGGAAAGCCUUCGCCAGAAGCUGGAACCGGUCGAGUUCGGUGGCCCGUUUUCGGCCCUGUUGCUUACCCUUGCCAUUCCGCUGUUCAUGUUUGCCACCAAUCACUUCUGUUCCGGUGCGGCACACCGUGACUGUCGCUUCGUUCUGCCGAAGAACUGGAACGAGUUUCGCUCGCUGUCGACGUACGUUAACCGUGAGAUUGCAACGUUCUACGGGCUCUACCUAUUCGGUGUCGCACUGCUAACGGCCCUUCCGAUCGGCCGUGUAGUGCGGCUAGCUCACGAAACUCGCCAGGAUCGUACCUACACCUUCAACGGCAUAGUCGUGGCUGUUGGCACUGGAUUGGCUGUGUUUGUGGCUGAAUACUGCUACAAAUUCCCGCUGCUGUCCAUCGUAAGCCGUGGUUACAAUCAGCUGCUGGUGCUCAGCAUUGUCGCCGCUCUUGUCGCAUCAGUUGUGGCCUUCCUUAGAGCCCGGUACGCCGAACCGCAGCAGAAGAAUCACUACGCCUGCACUGGUAGUGUGCUGUACGAUCUGUAUGCUGGCCGCGACGUUAACCCGAAACUGCUGAACGUCUUUAAUUUGAAGCUCAUCACCUACCAUGCAUCCAUUGUGCUCGCUCUGCUCUUCAACGGCAUCAUCCUGUACCGUAAUCUGCACUUUGCCGCCUUGCCCGAGACCCUAGCCGAAGCUCCGCUCCAGGACCGUCUGUUGUAUGCAGUGCGUAAUGUAUCAGGAGAACCAGUUCCACUUGUUGCUGCCGGCUUGGCCGUUCUCUACCUGCUCGAUCUGCUCAUCUAUGAGCAUCACAUGGCGGCUUCGUUCGAGCUGCAACAGGAAGGCUACGGUACCCAGUUCCUUCUGCGUCAAGCCGUUUUUCCGUUCAUUCUAACACUGCUACCGAAGUACGUGGCCGCGCACAAGCUAACCGAGGUACCACUGUGGGCACUGGCUCUAUGCACCAUCGUUGCGCUCACCGGACUGAUCCUGAAGCGAUCCGCCCAGCGGAUAAAGUAUCUCUAUCGAUUGGAUCCGCUCGGAAAGAAGGUUGUCGGUCUCGAAACGUACCCAACUUACCAGGGCCGUCGGUUAUUGGUUACCCACGCGUGGCGCUACGUCCGUCAACCGAACUACGUCGGUGAGAUCCUGCAAUCGGUGGCCUUGCUGCCUCUGCUGUACUGGCGCUUCGCUAUACCGCCACUGCUUGCUGCCCUGUUCACCGUGGCCAUUCUGGUGCACCGAGCCAAGCGACUCAGUGCGCGUAACAACGCAAUGUACGACUCUCCCUGGAACCGCUACUGUAACACCGUCCCAUAUCUGCUGGUGCCACGCGUAUUUUAAGCUAUGCGCGGUUCGAUUUUUUCCGUUUUUCAGGUUUGUACAGCAGCCAAUUCUCCUUUGUCCCCACUUUAGUCCUUUUUAAAACACUUUCAAUCCUCUGUUCAACUGUCUUGUUUUCCUGUAGUCCUUCCCAUCCCAACCCGCAUGGAAAUAUCAUAUCUAAGCUUGCCUUUGGUUUAAUGCAAUCCCUCGUCCAUCUUUUCCCAAUUAAUUUGCUUGUGUGAAAUCUUCGCUAGGAUUAGUAUUGUUCGCUAGUAAACUUUGCGUACUUUAAGAAGGGGGUUCGAAAAGUCUAUUGGUAGUAGUAACUGAACAAUGAUCGUGGUACAAAACAAAAACAAGGAAUCACAUUUCACGUCUCACGUACUACAGUCCGUUGUGUGGUAAUGAUUUCCUUUGGAAACUAAUGUUCAAACUGAACCUUUUGGUAAUGCCAUAGAAAGAGAGAUUUGCAAUUACCAGUUGUGCGAUGUAGUAACAGCAGCGCAACUGCUACAUCACUGGGUCGUUCGAUUUGCGUGCAUCUUUAGUGAACCAACGUCCAUUGCUAUUUGUCGAAUAUCCAUUAUGCCCGCCCUAUCGUCAACAAUUAGCUCUCUGUUCUGGUAUAAAAUAGCGUAUGAGGCGAAUGUGAGGUGACACUCUAACGCUACACAGGUGACACACAAUCAACUGAGGCACGUAAUGUAAUGAUUAAAAUGUAAAUUUUUAAUAUAAAGAAGAAAAAAAUCAGUUCAAUCAGUCAAAAAAGACUGAAACACAGAGCAAGAGAUUAAUUGAACAAACAUGGUUUUCUUUUAUCGAGAUGAUGAUCAAUCGCGUCAACAAAAGCAUCCCUUACUACACCCCUUGUGUACUGCUCACGGAUGAGACGUUAGCUUGUAAGUAGAGACAAAUGAUUAGAGGUUAAGUUUUAAAUAAAAAAAGGGAAAAUAAAAUAAUUUGUCUACACAAG